Molecule: messenger RNA, 1161 nt
Organism: Galdieria sulphuraria
Lineage: Eukaryota; Rhodophyta; Bangiophyceae; Galdieriales; Galdieriaceae
Exons: 2
Coding region: 30-1052 (340 amino acids)
Source: RefSeq, a predicted model, not a curated record
UCGCAUUCUAACAAUUCAUAGCUUUCCUAAUGAGAUAUCUGAAGAACUGCUAUAAAGUCAUAUCGAAGAGUUAUGUUUCAAUCAACCAAAUGAUGGUCCCAAAAGCAUAUCAGUUAACAGUUUUGGAUAUGUGGCAUCGAUUGUUAGGAACAAGAUGCUGGACAUCGAAACAACUAAGACAGUUGAAUACGCAAGUUUCUUAUUCUUCGAUAAAACAGGAACAAAAUAGACUUUGUUUGAGGAAGCAAUGUUCUGACUUGUCUUACAUAGCAAGACAUAAGCUGUUGCAACCAGCAAGGAGUUUUACCGAAGGAUGGAGAAAAGGCUCAUUGUUUGAAAGGUCAACAACAACAACAACGAUUCAGUGGAUGUCUUUAAGAACCUCUGCACAACAAACUUUCAAUUUGUUCAAAAAUAACACUUGGAAUACAACUCCAAGGAAAUAUCCUCGGUGUACCUAUCGUCCUUGUACUACAGUCCCAGCAAAAGAAGAGUCAAAACAAGAAGAAAGCCAGCAACAUAAAACAAAGGAACCGCAGUUUUUGAUAUAUGAUGCUAAAAAGGGUUGGCAUUUCUUCUUCCUUACUUUUUUGUCCAGCUCACAACUAGGAAUUUGGCUGGCAGAAAAGUUGGAAGGAACCAAAAGGAAAGAUGACAACCCUUCUCUUCUCGCACGAAAUAUAUCGGGAAUUGCAUCAGUUGUAGGUUUGGUCUGUCUUUUCUUGGUGUUUUGGUAUUCUCGAAACUUUAUAAGUGAAAUGUGGAUUGUAGGUCACAGUGCGCAAAAGUUGAUUAUAAGGACAUAUACUAUCAUUGGGACCAAAACUGCUCCUAGACAUUUGCUUACCAAGACGGUUGUAAAAGGCAAAUCUAAGAAGAAUUCAAACUUUGUGGGAAUAAAAGUGAAAGGAGCAAAGUUUAGUUAUAUAUUAGAUAAAGGAGGUCGAUUCAUUGCAAAUGAAGAACUAAUCAAUAGUUUUGAAAACGGAGCAUCUGCUGUGUUUGUGGCAUGGGGUCGAGUAUAUCCAACAUUAAAACACACUGCAACCUGAAUUGUUAUGUUAUAGCUUGAUUCAGAAGGAACGAGUUGCCUGUAACUUUGUAGGUUGUUGGUAGUGAUUGAUUCGCAGAUAACCAAAAAAUAAAAAGAGAUUUCCUCCA